AUGAGUCUUGUAUUAGAUGAUAUCGUCCUCUCAUUAACAAAUGCUAACGAACGAACACCACCACAGACCCUUAGGACCACUUUACACCUGCUAUACGAAAAAUCGAAACAAUAUGGUCUCUCUUCAUCGCAACUACAAACACUUGUACGGUGGCUCUGCGAAACUUCCAUAAUAGACACGGUUACAAAAGUGUACAUCGUGGAAAAUUGCUUUUUUCCAGGUGAUUACUUGACUAAGGAUCUUCUUUUGGAGAUUAUUAACCAUCUCGGCACGCCAACAAUAUUUUCUCGAUAUCGCAUACAAACGCCUCCAGUCCUACAAUCCGCACUUUGUAAAUGGUUAGUGCACGUUUAUUUCCUAUUUCCUGUAUCUUCAGAACGCGAUCACAAUAUAUUCGGUUCUAUCUGGUUGCAUUUAUGGCAAUUUUCGUUCUUACAGAAGUGGAUAACACCUUUGGUUAUUUGGCAGGCUACGGCGUCCAUUGAUGUCAAACCUUGGAAACUGUCUAUCAUAAAGAAGUGCGCCAUGAAUCCAGGUUAUCGGGACGCUCCCGCUACUGCGACCCUGAUCUUGCAACGAUUUCAAUGUCUCGUGGGUGAAUCCAGCCAGAUCAUUGAAUCGAUAAUUACAAUCAAUUGCAACAGAAAGACCUUGAAAAGUCAUCGGGAUUUGAAAUUAAAUGUGCUUUUUUUAUCCACUUUGAAACGGAUAUUAUCUAGAGCGCACCCAGCUAAUUUUCCCGCUGACACUGUCCAAAACACAAUUGACAUGUACUUGAAUGAAAUUCACCAACUAGGUACUGGGUCUACACGCCCACUCCGACUUCAAUCAUUCCAAGGAUAUUUUUCCUCGGAUAGUACAGUCUCUCUUUGGGAUAUCACUUCAUUGGAACAGUUAGCUCAAAACUGGUCACAAUUACUUAUUCCCAAUGAUGUAGAUUCUAUGAUGGCACCAUCUUCAAGCGACAAUGUCUUACUGCCGCGAAAAGUCAUGUCUAGGGAGUCUCUCAAACAUUUAUACUCUAGUAUUAUUCUCAUCAAAAAUUGCCACGAUGAGUCGGCAUCACCAUAUGAAUGGUGUAUUUGGCAAUUGAAGCGAUGCUUCGCGCACCAGAUAGAGUCCCCUCAAAAAGUGAUUUCCACCGUCAUCUCGAUUUCCUCGAUGGAGAAUUCAUUGUCUUCUCGAAUUAUUAGAACGUUUUGUAACUUGAAAUAUUUAAAGCUCGACGAGUUUACGUUGAGAAAAAUUUGUGGUGGAAUCUUGCCAUUAUGGAAACCCGAACUAAUCAGUGGUACAAGGGAAUUUUUCGUUAAGUUUAUGGCUGGUAUUCUUAUGUGGACUAUACGAGAUGGUCACGAUAAUAAUCACACAUUUUCUGAGAUUUGUUUCUACGUUUUACAAAUGAUUGCGAACUGGGUUUUCGACGACAAAUGGACAGCGCUUGGACUUACACUGCUGCAUGACAUACAAAGGUUGCUAACUUUGGAUAAAAUCUUCAACAAUGCUACUUCAAACAGGUUUCCUACAAUGGCUAUCAUCAGUUCGUUAGAUGUUUUAACGCAAUUGUCGACACAGACGGAAUCGGGUUAUGCGAUUCAAUAUUUGAUAGUGGGCCCUGACGUUAUGAAUAAAGUCUUCACUUCGGACGAUCCCUUACUGCUAUCAGCUGCAUGCAGGUACUUGGUUGCUACGAAGAAUAAAUUGAUGCAAUACCCGCCAACAAAUAAAUUCGUUCGGAUGCAAAACCAAUACAUCAUGGAUUUGACAAACUAUCUUUAUAGGAAUAAAGUUCUUUCAUCCAAAAGUUUAUUUGGUGUCCCGCUAGAUUUCUUCAAACUGAUUUUGGAGAAUGUUUAUAUUCCAACUGCAGAUUUUAAAAACGUUAAAUUUUUCACGAUAACUGGUAUACCAGCACUAUCGUAUACUUGUAUUACUAUUCUAAGGCGACUGGAAACAACCGAAAAUACCAAAAUAAAAUUUGCCAGCGGUAUUAUAAAUGAGGAGACGUUUAACGAUUUCCUCCGAGUAAAUCACGAUGAGAUUGCCCAGCAUGGUUGGAUAAAGGGGGUUAAUAACAUUCACGACUUGAGAGUAAAAAUCUUAGUGUAUUUGAGUGACACUGCUAAUCCGUAUAGAGACAUUGCAGUAUUCUUGUUCACAUAUUUGAAGAGUCUCUCAAAAUACAGCCCUCAAAAUUCCUAA
This is a messenger RNA of Saccharomyces paradoxus, 2202 nucleotides long. It is a transcript of the gene CTF3, whose product is annotated as Ctf3p. The transcript has a single exon. NCBI's taxonomy places the organism in Eukaryota, Fungi, Ascomycota, Saccharomycetes, Saccharomycetales, Saccharomycetaceae. Bases 1 to 2202 code for a protein of 733 amino acids. The record is from RefSeq and is a predicted model, not a curated record.